AUGGACACGACGACUAGAAUAUUGAGGUGGAGCUCAUGCUUAUGGAUAUCAUUGCUGCACAUACUAUGCCACAGCAGGAGGAUCAAGAGGAGCACUAGGAAGACGAGGAUGAAGAGGCAGCUGAGCCGCCUGCCACAAUUAAUCAAGCACGAAAUGGCCUCAAGCGCCUGCUCAGCUUCCAGGAGCUCACGAUACUCGUACAUGUGGGAAGAAGCCUCCAGCAACAGUCAGAGCUCAAUAGAAGUCAAAGGACAUAAAUUAGCUGGUUUUGUUAGAAUUUAG
This is a messenger RNA of Blumeria graminis f. sp. triticale, 282 nucleotides long. NCBI's taxonomy places the organism in Eukaryota, Fungi, Ascomycota, Leotiomycetes, Helotiales, Erysiphaceae. The record is from the annotation of a GenBank genome assembly.